Opisthorchis viverrini is the source of this 735-nucleotide messenger RNA. RefSeq lists its product as hypothetical. Gene Ontology annotation, biological process: translation. The record is from RefSeq and is a predicted model, not a curated record. Gene Ontology annotation, molecular function: structural constituent of ribosome. Lineage: Eukaryota; Metazoa; Platyhelminthes; Trematoda; Opisthorchiida; Opisthorchiidae. Bases 88 to 735 code for a protein of 215 amino acids. The transcript has 2 exons. Gene Ontology annotation, cellular component: ribosome.
UUAAACGUAGCGUAUCCAGCGAAUGGAACACAAACGUGCAUUGACAUCGACGAUGAACAUAAGGUUCGUCCGUUCUAUGAGAAACGCAUGGCAACGGAGAUGCCCGUGGAUUUCCUAGGAGAGGAGUGGAAGGGGUAUGUGGUUCGAAUCACGGGUGGAAACGACAAGCAAGGAUUCCCUAUGAAACAAGGCGUACUCACGACUGGAAGAGUGCGUUUGCUUCUCAGCAAAGGUCAUUCCUGCUAUCGUCCGAGAAGAAAAGGCGAAAGGAAGAGAAAAAGUGUGCGGGGUUGCAUUGUGGACAGCAACCUGAGUGUAUUGAACCUGGUAGUUGUACGCAAGGGUGAAGGAGAUAUUCCUGGCCUCACUGAUCAAAAUAUCCCUCGACGACUGGGACCUAAGCGCGCUUCGAAGAUCCGUAAGCUAUUCAAUCUAUCAAAGAAGGAUAACGUUUGCCAGUUUGUCGUGAGGAAACCACUCCCACAUAAAGAUGGCAAAAAGGAGCGUACAAGGGCUCCGAAGAUUCAACGUCUUACUACCCCUCUCCGUCUGCAAAGAAAACGCCAUCGUUUGGCCGUUAAAAGACAUCGUGCUGAAGCCCGCAAGAAGGCUCAGGAAGAAUAUGCCAAGCUGGUCCUCCAGCGACGUAAACAGGCUCGAGAUGAGCGUGCAGAACGCAAACGCUCCAGGAGUCAAUCUCUUCGCGAGUCCAAGGGUUCUGCCAGCACCAAGUGA